Messenger RNA from Aphanomyces astaci, 1528 nucleotides. RefSeq lists its product as hypothetical. The record is from RefSeq and is a predicted model, not a curated record. Bases 72 to 1493 code for a protein of 473 amino acids. NCBI's taxonomy places the organism in Eukaryota, Oomycota, Saprolegniomycetes, Saprolegniales, Verrucalvaceae. The transcript is spliced from 11 exons.
GUGCAUAAUUGUUGCUGCCGUUGUAGUACACGACAACGGUCGUUGAUGGCAUUUGCACUUCAGCGCGCGGGAUGAGAACUGGGUGCGUGUCGUGGGUGUCACCCGACCGAUUUCCAUGGUGGCCAGCCUACGUGUGCGAUCCGUCCAAGGUGGACCCUGCCAUGCACAACCUGAAGUCCACGCGAGCGCGAAAGAACAUCGUCACACAAGCAUUAGAUAACCAUUCGUUGUCGAUUGUAUAUUAUUUCGGAACGCACGACUUCGGCCUCCUCAAAUCUGCCAACCUGCGUGAAUGGGGAGGACCGGAUCACGCUAAAAUGUUGGGCAUGCAUCCGAGCUCGGCCAAGACUGAGCUCUGGGUGGUGACGAAGUUUUCUCUCGCCAAGCACGAAGCCGAGAUGUAUUUGGCUCAGUGCGCUUUAGGCAAGGACGUCUUGCCGUACUUGAACGUAGAACAUGAAGAGGAUGAACCCGAAUUGACUGUCCAGGGGAACGAGGUCAUCCCAUCAAACCCCCCAGACCCCAGUACCGCCUACGGGUCUGUCGGAUGGGCGAUCACCGAUGGGUUCCCCUUCCUCCCUGUUCGAGUAUUAGACCCCACACUAGUCCAGACGGACCCGUCCUCCCAAGAUGAAAUCGAGAGCGUGCAGAGGGCCACCGAAGCGCCGCACAUCUUUCACUUGGUCUUCGUGUUCGGGCGAUGCAAACUGUAUUGCGUCGAAACCAUCCACCCGUGGGGCGGGCCGCGACACGCUGACUUUGCGAGAGGGUUCCCUACAAACCUUCGCAACCCGCAGCAUCUACUGAUGCUGCCCACAGCAUUGAAGGAUGCACAGAGAUAUCUCGAGAAUACGACGCCAUCAUCGCCGUCGCCCCAAAGACCUGCACCGACGGCUCAAGCAAGGUUGACGUCGCCAUCUCCACGACCAUCACCCGCCCAAGAUCCCGGCCAGAAGGAGUCGGUGACAGGGGCGAUGGGGUGGGCAGAGCAACCUCGUGGGUAUUGGGUGCCAGUGUUCCUGUGCGAUCCCAUGCAACUGGACCACCAAACCAUCGCAUUCAGUGGAGCAGGGGACCACCUGACCUUUGAAGAUUUGGAAGGGGCGCAAACUUUCCCCAACGUUUUCCGGAUUGCGUACCGUUUUGACCAAGAACAGUUUUGGAAGUUGCCGCAAGGGGGCAAAGUGACUCCGUGGACAGGGAAGCUCCACAAGGCGCACGUUCAAGCGUGUAAGCGCACAAACCCGAGUGCAUUUAAAAAAGCCCAGAAAUUUGUGUUGGAUGCGCGGGGACAUCCCAACGAAACUUGUGUCCCCUACAAGACCAAUACAAAGCGAACGUCGGCAAGCCGAACAAAGCGACAACCCCCCUCGUCGUCUGGGCGAGCGCGCCGCGAAAAACUGUCCCGUAGUUCAAGCGCCAUCGACGACAACGCGUUACUAGGGAGGAUUGACAUUUCGAUUGACAACAUGGAGGGGUUAGACGAUGAGUAAAAUAACAUUACAUAUUAAUUGUUACAUUCUUUUCA